Messenger RNA from Notechis scutatus (mainland tiger snake), 1540 nucleotides. RefSeq names its product phospholipase D family member 6 (gene PLD6). Gene Ontology annotation, molecular function: RNA endonuclease activity producing 5'-phosphomonoesters, hydrolytic mechanism. The record is from RefSeq and is a predicted model, not a curated record. Gene Ontology annotation, cellular component: mitochondrion. NCBI's taxonomy places the organism in Eukaryota, Metazoa, Chordata, Lepidosauria, Squamata, Elapidae. Gene Ontology annotation, biological process: piRNA processing.
AUGUUGCGGGUCGUGUUGGCCUUCGGGCUGGGCGCGGCGCUCGAGGUGCUGCUGGGCUGGCUGCUGAAGCGUCGGCGGGCGUCGUUGUCGACGGCGAGCGAGGUCAUCUUCUUCCCCUCGAGGGUGACUUGCACGGAGGAACUGCUGGCCGGGGCGCCCUGCGUGUGCCCGCUGCCGCACGGCGAGAGCGCGCUAGGCCGCCUGCUGGUGCGCGUGCUGGAGGCGCGGCGCUCGCUCGACCUCUGCCUCUUCGCCUUCUCCAGCCCGCAGCUCGGCCGCGCCGUCCUCCUCCUGCACAGCCGCGGCGUCCGUAUCCGGCUCGUCGUCGACGCCGAUUACAUGGCGCUACGCGGCUCGCAGGUCGGGCCGCUGAGGAGAGCCGGGAUUCCAGUACGCCACGAUCAGGACCAGGGCUACAUGCACCAUAAGUUUGCCAUCGUGGACAAGAAGGUGCUGAUCACGGGCUCUUUGAACUGGACCACCCAAGCAAUCCAGACCAACCAAGAGAACGUCUUGGUGGUGGAAGACCAGGCCGUGGUGAACAUUUUUCUUGAAGAAUUUGAAAAGAUUUGGGAAAACUACAAUCCUGCCAAUUAUACAUUUUUUUCUAAACAUGAGAAAACUGGGAUUGAAAAUGCACAGAGUUAAUUCUGGGACAUAAAUAUAGCAUGGCAAAAAAAAAAAAACCAAAACCAUUUGGGAGCAUUUAGUUCAAAAUUUCUUGUGUUAUUUGAGAACGACAUAAUUAUCUUAAAAGAUAAGCAGCAAAUCGGGAAAUACACAAGCAGUGUACUCUUUAGGUGUUCAGUAAGUUUACUUUCCAAGGAAUAGAACUUGAUAUAGGCUUUAUUGAGAAGGGAUAUAAAGCUGAAUUAUUGCAGAACCGAAUGCAAAUUGUCUACUUAUCUUUAUAAUUAUAUUCUGCAUUGAAAGAGAGAAAAGGCUCAGGAAGGCCUCAGAACAACUGUCUGCUUUUAUUUUCCAAAAGAGCCGUGAAGUUGAGAGUGCUGAGUUUCUGUUAUGCAUUGUUUGAUUUGAACCCUGGAACAUAUGAACUUGGCAGCAGAAAGUGGAGAGGGGCAGAACCAUCGCCCUGCAGGUUGUAUUGCACUAAGAGGCAACAUCCAGCCAUAAGUAUGAUCCCAGUUUAAAUAUUUCUCUGUGUCAAAGGAAAUUAGGACUGGUUGGAUUUAACUCUUGCUGUUAACUGUAUUACCAAUGAGAAAGAUUGCAAGAGAAUUCUUGGAAGAAAUGGAGGUAACUAUUAAUGCAUGAACACCUUGUCAGGUCUUGUUUGUGUAGUUUUUUUUUCUUCCAAUGAUUAAAGCUGUAGUUCCAGAGAGCAAGUGUGAAUGGAAUUGUAAUAUUUUGGGACUCUUUUAACACCCGAGUUAUGAAGUAGCUACCCUUACCUUUAAGAGGCUCUGGAGUCGGGCAGUUUAAUCAAUAUUUUUAUUUUUGCUAUUUCCAUUUCUCUUUUUUUUUGCCAUGCUUGGAACGGUUCAGCAACGUAUACUCAGUUACACUUAUUAGCAAUUGU